This is a messenger RNA of Aegilops tauschii subsp. strangulata, 2040 nucleotides long. NCBI's taxonomy places the organism in Eukaryota, Viridiplantae, Streptophyta, Magnoliopsida, Poales, Poaceae. The record is from RefSeq and is a predicted model, not a curated record.
AUGUCCACGUCCGGGCUCAUGUCUGCCAUGCGCGCCGCCGGCCGCCAGCAGAUCACCGUUUCCACCCUCCGCACGGCACCGGCAGCCGGCUCUCACGUGUUCCGGAUCGAGGAGUUCACACGACUCAGGGAGAAGACGGCCAAUGGCGUCGCCGUCAUGUCAAGCCCGUUUGGUGUCGGCGGCCACGACUGGCGUAUCAGGUUCUUCCCGAACGGCAGGAUCAAAGAUUCGGAGGGCCAUGUCUCUCUCCACCUCCAGCACGACAGCCACGCCAGGACCGGCGACGUCACGGCGACCUACAAGAUGAGCAUACUCGACAAGUCCUGGGAGCCGUCGUGCACCCAAAUAAUGGAGAAUCACCGCUUCGAGACAGACGAUGGUUACUGGGGCUGGAGAAAGUUCAUGAAACACAAAGAUCUUGAUCUUGACAGAGAGAAGUACCUCAAGGAUGACCGCCUCUCCGUCCUCUGCGACGUCACAGUCGACCUCGGGCUGCGAACCACCGAUGAGGCCCGAUCCCCCGUAUUUGAGUCUGAAAUCGCUCUCGCCCCGACAACCGGCGCCAACAUUGCUGAACUACGCGUCGACGGCAUGGACGCCGACGUGUGCAAGGCGCUGCUCAGGUUCAUCUACACCGACUCACCGCCGGCGCAGCUCGAGGAGGCACCGGCAACGACCGUGGAGCAGCUGCUCAUGGCGGCGGACAGGUAUGAGCUGGAGAAGUUGAGGGCCGCCUGCGAGCAGGCGCUGUGCAAGAAGAUCGACGUGAGCUCCGUGGCCACCGCCCUGGCGCUGGACGAGCGGUACGGCUGCCCGGCGCUGAGGAAGGCGUGUAUGAGGUUCCUCUCUUCUCCUGAUAACCUGGAAGCUGUGGCGGCGUCAUAUGAUGGUUUGGAGCAGCUCAAGACACUCGCCCCCUCUGUCCUGCUGGAUCUAUUCGACAAGAACAUGCCGUUGCGUGAGCAGCAACGGAUGCUCCGGACUAUCAGACUCGUGAUCGUCUCCUUUCCUUGGUCCAACCCGGCCGGCCGCACCAUGUCCACGUCCGUGAUCUUGUCGGCCAUGCGCGGCGCCGGCCGCCAGCAGAUCACCGCCUCCACCGUCCGCGCGAAGCAGGCAUCCGGCUCCCACGUCUUCAGGAUCGAGGAGUUCACACGAGCAAGGGAGAAGCUGGCCAAUGGCAUCGCCGUCAUGUCAAGCCCGUUCGGCGCUGGCGGCCACGACUGGUUCAUCAAGUGCUACCCGAACGGCGUUCCGGGAGGGGCGGGGAACCAUAUCUCGCUCUUCCUCAUGCACGACAGCCACGCCAAGACCGGCGAUGCCACGGCGGCUUACAAGAUGAGCAUACUCGACAAGGCCCUGAAACCAUCGUGCACUAAAUUCGAACAUGAGCGCCACUUCAGGGGUGAUGGAUGGGGCUGGACAGAGUUCAUGGGGCUCCAAGAUCUGGACAGGGACAAGUACCUUGUGGAAGACUGUCUGUCCAUCCUCUGCGACGUCACCACCACCGACGGGCUGCGUGCUGCGGCGGAGCCGCCGUUCGACUUGCGCGGCUUGCAACUCGCGGAGGCCAUCUGGAACAGGGAGACAGCGGACGUGACGAUCCACCUCGGGGACGGAGAGACGAUCGCGGCGCACCGGUGGGUGCUCGAGGCCCGGUCACCCGUCCUCAAGGCGGAUCUGGCCUUCGCCUCGAACACCACCGCUGACCAUCUGCGCCUGUUCGUGAACGACAUGGACGCCGACGUGUGCAAGUCGCUGCUCCGGUUCAUCUACACCGACUCACCGCCGCCGGAGCUCGAGACGGCGCCGCCAAAGAACGUGGAGCGGCUGCUCGCCGCAGCGGACAGGUUUCAGCUGGAAAAGCUGAAGCUCCUCUGCGUGGAGGCACUGUGCAAGAAAAUCGACGCCAGCUCCGUGGCGGCCGCCCUGGCGCUGGCCGAGCGGCACGGCUGCCCGACGCUGAGGGAGGCGUGCGCGCAGUUCCUCGUGAAGAACACGACGACACAUGAGCAACCAAUUAGUACCAGUGUAUUUUGA